UGCGUCAGUUAGAGAGCAAAGUCAAAGUGUCAUAAAUAGCUGUUGUUUCAGAGCAGGCACCUGAGGUCGUUUCUUUCGACCGAACGCUUUCUGAGAAGAGGGCCAAAAAACACUUCUUCAUAGGGAGACUUCCCCAAAUAUACACAGGCUGGGGGACUGAAGGACACAAUCAUGGUGGUUUUAAGGAAGGGAGAUUAUGUGUGGGUAGACUGCAGUGAUGGCGUCCAAAUAGGAGCUGAAGUGCGACUCUCAGACACUGGGCAGCUUCAGCUCAUUGACGAUGAGGGAAAGGAGCACAAGAUUAAGAAGGAGAGCACUCUGAAGCCCAUGCAUCCCACCUCAGUGAAUGGUGUGGAUGAUAUGAUUCGUCUGGGCGACCUGAACGAGGCUGGACUGUUACGAAACCUUCUAGUGCGCUACAAAGAAGGAGCCAUCUAUACAUAUACAGGGUCCAUUCUGGUGGCAGUGAACCCUUACCAGCUGCUGCCAAUCUACACUCCGGAGCAGGUGGAGCAGUACACAGACCGGCGGUUGGGUGAUCUCCCUCCACAUGUCUUCGCCAUCGCUGACAGCUGCUUCUUCAACAUGCGCCGCAACCGCAAAGACCAGUGCUGCAUCAUUAGUGGGGAGUCUGGAGCAGGGAAAACAGAGAGUACCAAACUCAUGCUGCAGUUUCUUGCAGCCGUGAGUGGUCAGCGCUCCUGGAUUGAGCAGCAAGUUCUAGAGGCCAACCCUAUCUUAGAAGCCUUUGGUAAUGCAAAAACCAUCCGCAAUGACAACUCCAGCCGCUUCGGAAAAUACAUCGACAUCCACUUUAAUAAAAGUGGAGCAAUAGAGGGUGCUCGCAUUGAACAGUACCUACUCGAAAAGUCACGUGUUUGCCGACAGGCAUCGCAAGAGAGGAACUACCACAUUUUUUACUGUAUGCUCAUGGGAAUGCCUGCUGACCAAAAGAAGAUCCUGUCUUUGGGAAAUGCUGCAGAAUACAACUAUCUCACCAUGGGUAAGUGCACUUCGUGUGAAGGGCGGGACGACAUAAAAGAGUACGCCAGCUUUCGUUCUGCAAUGAAGAUCCUGACAUUCACAGAGAAUGACACAUGGGAAAUUAACAAGCUUCUGGCCUCCAUCUUGCACCUGGGAAACGUAGACUUUGAAGAAACCAUCAUGAACAACCUUGAGGGCUGCGAUAUUCUAUCUUCUACACAUUUCAAAAUGGCUACACAGUUAUUAGAGGUGGCCCCAAAUGCCCUGGAUGCAAGCUUGACACAGCGCUCUCUGAUGACCAACAGAGAGAGUGUAACUAAACCUCUGACCUCAGCACAAGCAUUGGAUGGCAGGGACGCCUUUGUGAAGGCCAUCUACGGAAGGCUGUUUGUGUGGAUUGUGACCAAAAUCAACAGUGCCAUUUACAAACCGCCUUCUGAUGACCCCAAACAUGUCAGACAUUCCAUCGGCCUGUUGGACAUUUUUGGCUUUGAAAAUUUUAAAAACAACAGCUUUGAACAGCUCUGCAUCAACUUUGCCAAUGAGCAGCUUCAGCAGUUCUUUGUGAAACACGUCUUUAAGCUUGAACAACAGGAGUAUGCUCGUGAAGACAUAGUCUGGAAGAACAUCGAAUUUAAUGACAACCAGAGCACACUCGAUGUUUUGGCCAUAAAGUCUCUCAACAUUCUUUCCCUUAUUGAUGAAGAGAGUCGCUUUCCUAAGGGCACAGAUGCUACAAUGCUCAACAAGAUGAAUCAGCAUCAUGGAAAGGGUGAUAUCUACAUGCCCCCAAAGAACAAUCACGAGACACAGUUUGGAAUCCGGCAUUUUGCUGGAGUUGUCCACUAUGACUCCAAAGGUUUCCUUGAGAAGAACCGAGAUGCUCUGAGUAGUGACAUCAUCCAGUUGAUACACACAUCUUCCAAUAAGCUCCUGAAGCAGAUAUUCCACAGUGAGAUCAGCACCAUAGAGGGGAAAACUAGCAUCAACCACACCAUCGUCACCCCAAAAAGCUCACUUCGGCAAACAGCAGACACAAAGAAGCAAGUUCCAACAUUAACUGGUCAGUUUCGCCAGUCGCUUGACUCUUUGAUGAAGACUCUAACUGCCUGUCAGCCUUUCUUCAUUCGCUGCAUUAAACCCAACGACUUCAAGAAGCCUAUGCUCUUUGACAGGGAGCUGUGUAUCCGUCAGCUUCGUUACUCAGGAAUGAUGGAGACUAUCCGCAUCAGGAAGGCUGGAUAUCCCAUCCGCCACACAUUUGAUGAGUUUCUGGAGCGUUACCGUGUGCUCCUCAAGUCCACAGUUUGUGAUCCCCAAACUGAGACUGUCAAGAAAUGUUGUGAAAGCAUCUGCAAGAUCAUCCUGACUGAAGAUGACUGGAAGAUCGGCAAGACAAAAGUGUUUCUGAAGGAUUUUCACGAUACAGUUUUGGAGCUGGCUCGAGACAAGGCUCUUAACGAAAAGGCACUCCUUAUUCAGAAAGUCCUGAGAGGAUACAAACACAGGAAAGCGUUCCUGAGGAAGCGAGGAGCAGCUGUGACCAUACAGAAAACCUGGCGUGGACACAAAGGCAGAAAACUUUACAGAGUGGUCCAGUUGGGUUACGCCCGUCUGCAGGCUCAAGUUCGCUCUCGUAAGAUGGCCUGGGAGUACAAACAGAAGCGAAAGGCAACUCUUCUGCUGCAGUCUCAGACUCGUGGAUGUCUGGCGAGAAAGGAGUGGAAACGAAAGAGAGACGCAGUGAUCCUCCUGCAAGCGUACACCAGAGGAACUCUAGCUAGAAAAGCUGUCAAUAAGAUGAAGAGAGAUGCUUUCCUCUCACUCCAGGAGCGCAGGGCUGAAGAACUUGCUGCUCUAGAGAGACAGCGGAGGCUUGAGGAAGUUCUGCGCCAGAAAAGAGAACGAGAGGCGGCUCAACAGUUAGAAUCUAUUACAGAUCAGGAAAUGGUGGAUGAUAUCUUUGGCUUCUUACCUAGCAUGGUUGGUGGACAGGAGGGCCAGGCCCCUGUGGGCUUUGAGGACUUGGAGGGCAAGCGGACGGUGCUUGAGGAGGUGGAUCUGGAUGAUGCUCCAAUGAUGCCCAUUCCAGAGGAAGACUAUGAUGAUUUGGAUGAGUACUCCUUCUCCAAGUUUGCUUCCAUGUAUUUCCAGGGCGCUGCCACACCAACACACAUUCGUCAGAGAUUACGCCAACCUCUGCUCUACCAUGAGGACGAGAAUGAUGUCCUGGCUUCAUUAACAGUUUGGUGGAUGAUCUUGAGAUUUAUGGGUGAUCUUCCUGAACCGAAAGCUCAGGUGGUCUCAAGAAGUGGAACAGCCUUUGCCGAUCGCUCUGUGCAGAAAGAUGUGGCUUCCAGACAGGACAGACGCCUUAGCCAUAUGGUUGGCGUGGACCAGAGAAUUAGAAAUUCCAGAAUUGUUCAGAACAAGGCCGUGCCUACAGUUCCGGAAGAGGCUUCUCGCAACAGAAAGUCUUCCACUUUUACAGACUUACUGUCCCGGAGCAGAAAAUCUGUUCAAGAUGAUGGUGUUCCAAACCGCAAACUAUCAGCCUUACCAGAACAGGGUCCCAGAAAUAGAAAGACCUCCACUUUUACUGACAUAAUGUCUCGAAACAGAAAGACCUCCACAGCUGAAGGACCACCAUCAAACAAAAGAUCUGCUAGAAAACCAUCAGUUAUAGCAGAAGAGGCAGAGGACGGGUCUGAAGUUCCCAGACAAUCCACUGUGCAAACUAUAAGUGAAGAAGAUGAGAUGAACACAGAUGGACUCACUCUGGACCGACCAAUGACAUCUCUUGAAAAGUUGCAUAUCAUUGUGGGAUAUGCCAUUGUCAGACGUGACCUCAGAGAUGAAAUCUACUGCCAGAUCUGUAAGCAGCUCCAGGAGAACUCAAACCGCGGAAGCUUUUUUCGUGGCUGGAUCCUCCUGUCUAUCUGUUUGGGCAUCUUUCCUCCUACUGAGCGCUUUAUUAAGUAUCUGCAGAGUUUUCUUCGUUUUGGUCCUGUGGGAUACGCACCUUACUGUGCUGAGCGUCUUAGGCGCACUGUUGCCAAUGGAGUGCGUGGAGAGCCGCCCAGCUGGCUUGAGCUCCAGGCCACAAAGUCCAAGAAACCCAUAGCCAUCUCAGUGACUUUGAUGGAUGGCAGAACGAUCAGCAUGCCUGUAGAUUCUGCAUCCACAUCUAAAGAGGUCUGCCAGAUGCUCUCACAGAAGGUCAAACUUCAGGACACGUUUGGCUUCUCAAUUUACGUCGCUUUAUAUGACAAGGUUUGGUCUCUUGGUAGUGGCCGUGAGCAUGUGAUGGAUGCCAUCUCUCAGUGUGAGCAGGAAGUGAAGAGGAAGGGGGGGCAGGAGCAGCAUGCCCCCUGGCGUCUCUACUUCCGUAAAGAGGUCUUUGCGCCUUGGCAUGACUGCGCCCAGGACAACGUGAGCACAGACCUGAUCUACAGACAGGUUAUCAGAGGACUGAAAUAUGGAGAGUACCAGUGUGAGAAGGAAGAAGACUAUGUUGGGCUUGCAGCAAAGCACUUCUAUGUCCAGCAUGGAUCAGACAUCAGUAUGGAGAACACUAAGACUGUAGUUAGGGAAUGCAUUAACUCCAAACUACUGGAGGCCAAGUCAGAAGACAAGUGGGCCCAGAUGGUCAACACAGCACACGCACAGGGCCCCUUUAUAACCUCUAGAACCAAGUCUGAUAAAGUAAAAGCUGAAGUGGUUGACUUUGCUCGUCAGAAGUGGCCCAUGUUCUUUUCCAAGUUUUUUGAGGUUGCCAAGUUAUCUGGUCCUCCUCUACCAAAGAGCAAGUUCAUCCUUGCCAUAAAUUCAACUGGAAUAACUUUCCUUGAUGAACGAGAAAAGAAUCUUCUAAUUCUGUCCUACCCAGAGCUCACCGGGGUCAACACUAUCAGAGAAAGGAAGUGUGUUUGUUUGCUGACUCUGAAAGGAGACUUCACACUGAAUGCAAUCAUGGCUGUAGAAAUCUCUGAUCUGGUAGCCAUGUUUCUGGCAGGCCUCAUACAACGUUCACAAUAUGCAGUGGCCCUACAGGAGGUCAACAGACAAGACGAUAGAACAAUUCUGAGCUUUAAGAAAGCCGAGCUCAUCUACCUUAUCAAGGAUGAAGAGUUUUCUGCAGCCCGUGGCUGGUUGAAGGGGAAAAAUGAGCGGACUGGGGAAAUCGGUGCAAUCCCUGCAGAUGCUGUAUUGAUUCUUCCAACUCUUACGAAACCGACCAAUGAAGUUCUGAGCCUCAUCAGCUUGUCACCAGAUCAGAGAAAGACCAUCAUAGACAACACUUCAAAGGGAACCCUUACUGAAAGAGUGGCUCCUUCAACUCUAAAAGAGUUCUCCGUUGAAUAUUUCAGGCCGCCCAUCAAAGAUGUGAACCGUCAGGUGAUAUCAAAGAAUGCAACACCUGAGAGACUUUGGGCGAACUCCAGAGAGCCCAUCAGACAACCUCUGCUCAAGAGACUGGUGGGAAAUCCAGAUUUAAGCCCGCAAGCCUGCCAGGUUUUCACUGCUAUUUUGAAGUAUAUGGGUGAUUAUCCCACCAGACAGGUUCAGAGCCCUCUGGAGCUCACAGAUCAGAUCUUUGGCCCACCUACACAAAAUGAGGAGCUCCGAGAUGAGAUCUACUGCCAGAUCAUGAAGCAAAUGACCAGCAAUAACAACCGGUACAGUAUAGAGCAAGGCUGGCAGCUGCUGUGGCUUUGCUGUGGUCUUUUCCCUCCCAGUAACUCUCUAAUGAAACACGCUCAGCGUUUCAUUGAGACACGCAAACGAGAGCCAUUGGCCACUGACUGCCUUCAGAGACUGCAGGGGGCUCGCAGAAUGGAUCCCAGAAAACUUCCACCUCACCAGGUUGAGGUUGAUGCUAUUCAGCAGAACAGCACCCAGAUCUUCCACAAAAUUUACUUCCCAAAUGACUCCCAAGAGAUAUUUGAGGUGGCAACCAAUACUAAGAUCAGAGACCUGGUCCGGACCAUUGCUAAUAAACUCAUGUUGUCCACAGCUGAAGGUUUCAGCCUCUUCAUGAAAACUCCUGAUAAGGUUCUGAGUUUGAACGAAACAGACUACUUCUUUGACAGCCUCAGACAGAUUACUGAUUGGUCCAAAAGAGCAAAGAGAGUGAAUCAAGGGGCUCCAGUGAAUGUGUCCUACACUGUUUUCUUUAUGAGGAAGCUAUGGUUCAACAUUAUCCCUGGGAGAGAUGUGGAGGCAGAUCUCAUCUUCCAUUACCCACAGGAGUUGCCGAAAUACUUGAGAGGUUAUCAUCGUUGUACAAAAGAAGAAAUGGUGAUGCUCGGCGCACUCCUCUUCAGGGUGAAGGUGAACAAUGAUAAAACUCAGUUUCCCAUGAUUCCUAAGAUGCUGAAGGAUCUGGUGCCAAAUGACCAGCUUAAAGCCCUGUCUGCUGAUGAGUGGAAGAAGAGCAUUUUUGCAGAGUACAACAAGCAAACGGGCAUGACUGUGGAAGAGGCAAUGAUCGGCUUUUUGAAGAUUGUCUAUAAAUGGCCCACAUUUGGAUGUGCCUUUUUUGAUGUCAAACAAACGUCAGAGCCCAAUUUCCCGGACAUUGUGAGGAUGGCCAUCAGUAAGCAAGGCAUCACCAUCAUUAAUCCCAAAACAAAGGAUGCUCUAGCCAUUCAUCCAUAUAACAAGAUUGCAAACUGGUGCAGUGGAAGCACAUACUUCCACAUGACUGUAGGGAACCUUGUCAAAGGCAACAAAAUCCUCUGCGAAACUUCCUUGGGCUAUAAAAUGGAUGACUUGCUGACUUCCUACGUCAACAUGUACCUUAAUGAGAGGAGAGGACAAAGACGAAAUCAAACCUUUGACUAAAGAAAAAAGAAUGUACAGUGCUGUUAUUUCAACACACAAACACACACACACACACACACACACACACACACACACACACACACACACAUAUAUAUAGGUUUAUAUAUGAUAAAACAGACUGCAUAAUUGUUUGCCAGACUGCAAAAAAUGUUUGUUAGACAUGCAUUGUUAAAUUUUUUUUUUUUGCAUCUUGCAAAAAUGUGUAAUGCCAAUCUUUUUAUUUUUCUUCUUAAGACAAUCUUAAAUCCAUGUUUUCAAAACUAAUAAAGUAUUAUAGUCAUCAAAUCCCAUUUGUGAUGAAUUCUAAGUAACACUGUUAAAUAAAUGACUAUAACCAUUUGUA
Messenger RNA from Danio rerio (zebrafish), 7174 nucleotides. NCBI's taxonomy places the organism in Eukaryota, Metazoa, Chordata, Actinopteri, Cypriniformes, Danionidae. The record is from RefSeq and is a predicted model, not a curated record.